CCGCCCCCUGUUUUACUCACACAGCUGAGAGAAAAGAGGGAGCCAGUCCGAGUGGUGGAAAAAAAAGAAACGACCUCAGCCCUGCCUCAGCACAAGCAGCGGCACCGGGAAGCGCCGUUUCUUUGUUCACUUAACUGGGCUUUGACCAGCAAGAAAAAGUGACAUCUGAGCGUUUUGUUCACGCAUGCCAUCCCGGAAGUAUAUCGAAAUGGACCCUCGCGGGAACAAGUCUACUGAUCAGUGCGGGUCCUACGCAAAGCGGAGGAGGCACGACAUCGCUGAGCAACCCAUCCCCAGUGGCAACAGUAGAUGCUCUCCCGGUCUGGAGUACACGGACCUGGAGGCCGCCGAGGCGCUGGUGUGCAUGAGCUCCUGGGGUCACUUUGUCGGUGGCAACCGGCCCAACCCUUGCAAGCCCCGACCCUUGACCCCGGCCUCAGAUUCCUGCGACUCCAUCCUGCCACACGAGCUCCCAGAGCCCUCAAAAGACUUUGUCUCCCUUUCCUCUCUGUGUAUGACUCCACCUCACAGCCCCAGCUUCACCGAGACCUCAUCUUCCAGCAGCAGCGCUCCCUCGCAAUGCGCCGCCACCUCCGUGGCCAAGAGCCCGCCCUCGAUCGCCCCUCCUUGCAGGUCCAUGGCGACGAGUGUAAUCCGCCACACAGCGGACAGCUCCCCGUGCCAAUACCACAUUCCGGUGACCCCAAAUCUGGAGAAGGCGAUGGCCCGCCAGCAGCAAAGUGUCAUCUCUCCAUCUCCUCUUCUUCCUCUUCCUGACACACCCUCAACAACAGAGGCCGGUCCUCCCAAACCCACUUUGAACAAUGUCCCCACCCCCGUUCCUGUUCACAGUCAACCGCAAAACAGCCCCCAUGUUCAAGCGAGCCUGACACCGCCUCCAAUCACCAGUCCUCAAAUCAUCUGCCAGAUGUUCCCCUUUAGCGGUCAAUCAGGUAUAAUAUCAGCCUUAAUCCCCAGCGCAGUCCAGACGCCCGCCACCGGGGCCCGGACUGCCUCCGCGCCCAUUCUACCCCAGCCUACCUCUGCCAACCCCGCCGCAGUGCAGCAGUCCCUCAUCGUGGGCUCAGCGGUACCUCAGGGCACGGUCAUGUUGGUCCUUCCCCAGUCCUCGGUCUCCCAGGUCCCUCAUGGCCCUCAGACUGUCAUGACGCUGGGCAACACCAAACUGCUCCCACUGGCCCCCGCCCCCGUCUACAUACCCACGGGGCCCGGCGGCGGCGGCGGUGGUGGCGCGGCCACAAAGAUGGACUUUUCCCGCCGGAGAAACUAUGUGUGCAACUUCCCCGGCUGCAGGAAGACGUACUUCAAGAGCUCGCAUCUCAAGGCUCAUCUUCGCACACACACGGGUGAGAAGCCAUUCAGCUGCAGCUGGGACGGCUGCGACAAAAGGUUCGCCCGCUCUGACGAGCUCUCCCGGCACCGGCGGACGCACACCGGCGAGAAGAAGUUUGUGUGCCCCGUGUGCGAUCGGCGAUUCAUGCGCAGCGAUCACCUCACCAAACACGCCCGGCGCCACAUGACCACCAAGAAAAUUCCCACCUGGCAGGCCGACGUUCGGAACCUGAACAAGAUGGCCACCGGCAAGAACCCUUCCGCCAAACCCAGCCUGGCUACAAUAAGCAUGCUGGUACCUGCCGGCUCUCAGUAGGCAAGGAACACUUGAGUAAUGCAGGGAGUGGCCCAGCACAUACGGCCGUCUUGACUCAUGGGAAUAAAAAAAAAAAAAAACAUGCACUGGACCUUUACAUCUCGACUGCUCAUUUGUACAUUUACACAAAAGGAUUCUUUUUGUUAAAGGAUGCACUCUUUGCCAAAGCCUUUGUACGACUUGGAAUUUCGUAUUUUCCCACCCUUCCGCAGCAUUUUUUUUAUUUGUUGUGACACAUAUGUGAAUGUUUUGUUGCGUGUCCUGUUUGAGGAACGUGUUGAUAUACGCGUACAUAUACAGAUAUAUAAACAUUGUAAAUAUUCAUACGUAAUCGCCAUUACUAUGAUAAAUACCUUCAUGAUUACUGCAUACCUCCCUAUGUGUACCUUUCAUAUUAUUUAAUACAUAUUUGUAAUUAAAAAGACAACUCAUUUACUGUUCA
Messenger RNA from Hippocampus zosterae (dwarf seahorse), 2111 nucleotides. RefSeq names its product Kruppel-like factor 11b (gene klf11b). The transcript is spliced from 4 exons. Gene Ontology annotation, molecular function: RNA polymerase II cis-regulatory region sequence-specific DNA binding; DNA-binding transcription factor activity, RNA polymerase II-specific. Bases 185 to 1669 code for a protein of 494 amino acids. Gene Ontology annotation, biological process: regulation of transcription by RNA polymerase II. The record is from RefSeq and is a predicted model, not a curated record. Lineage: Eukaryota; Metazoa; Chordata; Actinopteri; Syngnathiformes; Syngnathidae.